Exophiala bonariae is the source of this 1074-nucleotide messenger RNA. RefSeq lists its product as uncharacterized. The record is from RefSeq and is a predicted model, not a curated record. The coding region runs from base 1 to 1074 and encodes 357 amino acids. The transcript is spliced from 7 exons. Lineage: Eukaryota; Fungi; Ascomycota; Eurotiomycetes; Chaetothyriales; Herpotrichiellaceae. Gene Ontology annotation, molecular function: nitronate monooxygenase activity.
AUGUCCAUCACAACAUCUGUCACACAAUUGUUGGGCAUCCAACACCCCAUCCUGCUGGCGGGCAUGGGUCAGACAUCGGGGGCACCCUUGGCUGCUGCUGUCUCGAACGCUGGUGGACUCGGCGUAAUCGGUGGGGUGGGAUAUACCCCCAAAAUGCUUCGGGACAUGAUACAAGAAUUGAAGGAAAGCCUCAGAGACCCCGCAUUGCCGUUCGGCGUCGACUUGCUCAUCCCACAAGUUGGGGGAAGCGCUCGCAAAACCAAUCUUGACUACACGAAAGGCACACUGGAUGAGCUAGUCGAUAUCAUCAUCGCUGAAAAGGCCAAAGUUUUCGUCUCGGCGGUUGGCGUUGCACCCAAAUACAUUAUCGAAAAACUUCACAAACACGGCAUCUUAUAUAUGAACAUGAUUGGUCAUCCAAAGCAUGCUCACAAGGCUUGCCAGGCAGGAGCAGAUCUCAUUUGUGCGCAGGGUGGAGAAGCUGGAGGGCAUACUGGAGACACAGCUACUAGUGUACUAAUCCCAGCUGUUGCGGAUAUUUGCAAGAAGUACACCUCUCCACUAACCGGCAAGCCUGUCCAAGUCGUAGCUGCAGGCGGGAUCUAUGAUGGUCGUGGUAUUGCGGCCGCUCUCAUGCUAGGGGCUGGCGCCGUCUGGGUUGGCACUCGAUUCGUCACAGCAAAGGAAUCCGGAGCGCCAGAGGUUGCAAAGCAAGCCAUUAUCAAGGCCGACUUCGACUCUACUGUCAAAUCCACCAUCUGGACUGGUCGACCGUUAAGAGCCCUAGCAACCCCAUAUGUUCGACACUGGGAAACGGAACGAGCACAAGAGAUCAAAGACCUGACUUCACAAGGCAUCAUCCCUCUCUACCAUGAGUUUGAGAAGCUAGAGAAAGAGAAUGGAUUGACUGAGGAAAUCGAGGACCAGUCGACUUUGAGGCCCAUGGGACAAGUAUCCGGAUUAGUGAAUACACCAAACCAGAGUGCCGCCGAGAUCGUGAAGGAGAUGAUGGACGGAGCAAUCAAGGUGCUCGAUUCUGCCAGUGGCUUGCUGAGACCAUCAGCAAAGCUUUGA